AGUAGUUAGUUGUUGAGUUUGAGUCCAUUGAGAGACAUAGAACAACAAUGGCUCACCUCUUCAGAGACCUCUCCCUUGGUCACUCCAAGAGAGAGUCAACACCCCCACCGCUAACACAACAACGCCCACCGCCGCCCCUCACAAUGCCUCCCAGACCAAUCACCAAUCUCCCCUCUCCCUUUGGCCAACUCGCCACUCAACUAUCCGAUUCCGACCUCCAACUCACCUCUUAUGAGAUCUUCGUCGCCGCUUGCCGUACUUCCACCGGUAAACCCCUCACUUACAUCCCUAACAACUCCACCGACUCACCCAACCACCACAACUCCAACUCUCCCAGUCAUAACUCCCCUACGCUCCAACGCUCACUUACUUCUGCGGCUGCUAGCAAGAUGAAGAAGGCGCUCGGCUUGAAGUCUCCCGUCUCUAAGAAAAGUCCCGGUUCCGGCCCGGGAAAGUCCAGGAAGGCUAUGACUGUAGGUGAGUUAAUGAGGACUCAAAUGGGAGUUUCUGAUACCGUUGAUUCAAGAGUACGAAGAGCUUUGCUGAGGAUCUCUGCUGCUCAGGUUGGAAGGAAAAUUGAGUCAACAGUACUUCCACUUGAGCUAUUACAGCAGCUCAAGGUUUCUGAUUUUACUGAUCAACAUGAAUAUGAUGCAUGGCAGAAGAGAACACUGAAACUUCUUGAAGCUGGACUUCUUUUGCAUCCUCGUGUGCCAUUUGAUAAGUCAAAUGCUGCUGCCCAGCGGCUUAGACAAAUCAUUAACGGGGCUAUGGGUCGGCCCAUUGAAACUGGGAGAAACAAUGAGUCAAUGCAAGUUCUUCGUAGUGUUGUCAUGUCUCUUGCUUCAAGAUCUGAUGGGUCUCUGAAUGAGUCAUGCCACUGGGCUGAUGGAUUUCCAUUUAACCUCAAACUGUAUGAAAUGCUUUUAGAAGCCUUGUUCGAUCCUAGUUGUGAAACAUCAAUUAUUGAGGAAGUUGAUGAGCUUAUGGAACACAUCAAGAAGACUUGGGUAAUCCUCGGGAUGAAUCAGAUGCUCCACAAUAUUUGUUUUACAUGGGUUCUAUUUAACCGGUUUGUUGCAACUGGACAAGUUGAACCGGACCUAUUGUAUGCUGCUGAUACUCAGCUAGCGGAAGUUGCAAAGGAUGCAAAGGCAACGAAGGAUGCAGAGUACUCCAAGAUUUUGAGCUCUACAUUGACUGCAAUAAUGAGUUGGGCAGAGAAGAGGCUUCUUGCAUAUCAUGAUACUUUUGACAGUGGAAAUCUUGAUACUAUGCAGGGUAUUGUUUCUGUGGGAGUAUCAGCAGCAAAGAUUUUAGUUGAGGACAUAUCUAAUGAGUAUCGCAGAAAAAGGAGAGGUGAAGUUGAUGUGGCUCGAAGCAGGAUUGAGACUUACAUCAGGUCAUCACUUCGAACUGCUUUUGCUCAGAGAAUGGAGAAAGCAGACUCAAGCAGGAGAGCAUCCAAAAACCAGCCCAAUCCUCUCCCUGUACUUGCCAUCCUUGCAAAGGACGUUAACGAGCUGGCAAUUAAUGAGAGGCAGGUCUUUAGUCCAAUACUAAAGAAAUGGCAUCCUCUUGCAGCAGGUGUGGCUGUGGCAACCCUGCAUGCUUGUUAUGGUAAUGAGAUAAAACAAUUCAUAUCGGGAAUAGCAGAGUUAACACCAGAUGCUGUUCAAGUGUUGAGAGCUGCAGAUAAACUGGAAAAAGAUCUUGUGCAGAUUGCAGUGGAGGAUUCAGUAGAAAGUGAUGAUGGUGGGAAGGCAAUUAUCCGUGAGAUGCCUCCUUAUGAGGCCGAAGCUGCAAUUGCCAAUCUGAUUAAAGUGUGGAUUAAGACAAGAAUAGACAGAUUGAAGGAAUGGGUUGACAGGAAUUUGCAACAAGAGGAUUGGAACCAACAACCAAAUCAAGAAGGAUAUGCUGCAUCUGCUAUUGAAGUUCUGAGAAUUAUUGAUGAAACUUUAGAUGCAUAUUUUCAACUGCCAAUACCAAUGCACCCAGCCUUACUGCCUGACUUGAUGGCUGGACUUGACAAAUGUCUUCAAUACUAUGUAACCAAGGCAAAAUCUGGCUGUGGAUCACGGAACACAUAUGUUCCUACAAUGCCAGCAUUGACAAGAUGCACUAUAGGAUCAAAGUUUCAAGGUGUAUGGAAGAAGAAAGAGAAGUCACCAAAUCCUCAAAAGAAGAAUUCUCAGGUUGCCACAAUGAAUGGGGGGAAUUCUUUUGGGGUAUCACAGCUGUGUGUCCGUAUAAAUAGUAUGCACCGAAUCAAAACUGAAUUAGAUGCUCUGGAGAAGAGAGUAAUCACCCAUUUGAGGAACUGUGAGUCUGCACAUGCAGAAGACUUCUCAAAUAGUCUGGGGAAGAAGUUUGAACUCACGCCAUCUGCUUGUGUUGAAGCUGUUCAACAACUUUCUGAGGCAGUGGCAUAUAAAAUUGUUUUCCAUGAUCUAAGUCAUGUUUUAUGGGAUGGUUUGUAUGUUGGGGAGCCAUCAUCCUCUAGGAUCGAGCCUUUUCUUCAGGAGCUCGAACGCAAUUUGCUGAUCAUCUCAGAUACCAUGCAUGAAAGAGUUCGUACACGGAUUAUAACAGAUAUAAUGAAAGCAUCUUUUGAUGGAUUCUUGCUGGUUUUACUUGCUGGAGGUCCCUCUCGUGCUUUCUCACGGCAGGAUUCUCAAAUAAUAGAGGACGAUUUUAAGACCCUUAAAGAUCUUUUCUGGGCCAACGGGGAUGGCUUGCCAACUGAGAUUAUAGAUAAGUUUUCAGCUACAGUAAGAGGUGUACUUCCCCUGUUCCGUACUGAUACAGAGAGCUUGAUUGAGCGGUUCAGACGUGUGACCCUGGAGACAUAUGGCUCUUCAGCCAAGUCCAGGCUACCACUUCCUCCAACCUCAGGACAGUGGAAUCCUACUGAACCAAACACGCUUCUACGUGUUCUGUGUUAUCGGAAUGAUGAAGCAGCUGCAAAGUUUCUUAAGAAGACUUACAAUCUACCUAAGAAACUGUAGUUAGCUGAGGCAAGGUGGCACUGAAAUUGCUGUGCAGAAGAUUCUUGUAGUUGUACUACUUGUAUUUAGUAAAAGAUGGUGCAUACAGGUGGUGAUCAUGUUAUAUGCUUGGUUGAGAUGGAUCACUGAUUUUGUAUAGUAAAUUGGAAGUGUUGUGGUCAAGUCCAGCUGUUUAUUCGAUACUUUUUCAAAGUUGAUAAGAGGAGAGAAUCGGAAGGGCAUGAGAGUGAGAAGGGAAGGUAGGUGGAUCAUUAUUAUUAUAUGAAGAAAUCUCUUUAUUUGUUGUUUAUUCUAUGCAGCAGUUGGCAGCAUCUGUUUUAUGUUCCGAGGUUCAUUAUUUGUUAUUAAAUAUUUAUUAUUAGUGAUUAUUUUUUGUGAUAAAUACCUUUUGCAGUGGUUUGUCUUCUUCCUUAUCAAAGAUGCAUCCAGAAUACAUGAGCCUUAAUUAAGGAUAAGGCUAUUUUUGAUCGCAAUCUCUCCCUCGUAUGU
Messenger RNA from Pistacia vera, 3500 nucleotides. Its product is annotated as protein unc-13 homolog. NCBI's taxonomy places the organism in Eukaryota, Viridiplantae, Streptophyta, Magnoliopsida, Sapindales, Anacardiaceae. The transcript has 5 exons. The record is from RefSeq and is a predicted model, not a curated record. The coding region runs from base 48 to 3011 and encodes 987 amino acids.